ACGCGCUUUUCACUACCGGCUAAUAUUUUAUUUUAAUUAACUGUGGUGCUUACUGCUGCUGGUCUUUGUGCUAGUCAAAUCUCAAUCACAAAUAAGUUUAGCUGCAUAAUAAAUAAGCAAGUUCGACCGACCAGACUUGCCUCGAGAUGUUGAGGUCCAUAUGUGCCGUAAGAAGUAUUUGCAAGGCGAGUGCCGGAGUUAAUCGUCCCCUUGUGGUCAUUUCUUCGGCGAUUCGUCGAGGAGUAGUGGAGAGAGAUAACCGGUCAGCGCUCAGUCGAGAAAUUCAUUUCACCGCGGCCAUGGCUAGCUUCGCCGACUCGCAUGAAGAGAUUGACAAAUCCCUGCUCCGUCUGGAUCAUGAGAUUAGAAGAAAAGGGAGGGUAGCUCGUCAGGAAAUUGACGAGCUUCUUCAGGACAUUCGGGAUAUGAGAAAAGCCACAAGCAACCAGAGUCUAAUGAUGAUCCGAUGUUGUGGUGAACUCGUUCCAUCAGAAACUCCAGAAAAUAGAACGAAACUGGUUCAAGAAGUUUGGAAGACGAUGGAGAUGUUGAAUGUUCCUUUCGACAUCAGUCAUUACAAUGCCUUACUCCGAGUGUACCUCGAAAAUGAAGAAAAGUUUAACCCCACGGAAUUUCUACAAGAAUUGAGUAACAAAGGGCUGGAGCCAAACAGGGUCACCUACCAACGUCUCAUUGCGCGAUACUGUCUAGAGGGAGACAUUGACGGUGCGACGACGAUUCUCCAACACAUGAAAGAAAAACAAUUGCCCAUCAACGAACAAAUUAUUAAUGCUCUCAUUGAGGGUCAUUCAAAAGCUGAUGACAUGGAGAGUGCAGAGGGAAUGAUCCCCGUUAUGCGACAAGCCGGUCUGGAGCCAAAUGAUGACACCUAUGUUAAGUUGAUGUGCGGCUAUGCAAGAAAGGGAGAUAUGGACAACGUAAACCGGAUUGUGCGGGAGUGCGACGAACGCAAAGUAUUCUUCAUUGAUAAAGAUUACUUGGACGUCAUUUACACCCUGAUUGCAAAUGGUCAUGAUAAUUUGGUAGAGUCAGUGCUUCCACUGCUGAAAAAGCGAACGGGAUUCAACCAGGAUGCAACAAACUUGGUUUUACGCUUAGUUAGCAUCGGCCAGUUGGACAGUGCUUACAGAAUCUUGAAAGAAAUGUCGAAAAUAGUUUGGAACGAUGAAGUCCAGCCUUCCGGCAACUUUUUUCUGCAACAACUUGUCAAGACCUCGGAGCCUGAACAAAUCAUCAAGUUUUGUAAAAUGAUGAUGGCCGAAGAAGUUCACAACCAUGCACUUUCCAAGGCAUGUGACAUUGCCCUUCAAACCCAGCAAUUUAACAAAGCUUUUGACCUGCUGGAUGCUUACAAAGAGACGGGGGCUCAAAUCCGACAACACUUUUUCUGGCCUGUCUUUGCUGGGAGUCGAUCCGAGAAAAACGUGUAUGACGGGCUGAAAAACAUGAGAUAUCUGGAUGUUCCACCCAGCCUGGAAACCCUGAGGGACUAUGUAAUUCCAGCCCUGUUUAAGAAAUCAAAAGGAUCACCUGCCCAGAUAUUGGAGAAACUAGGUUCCCACACGGGAAGGCCACUCGUCGUUCUCGUCCCUGCUGUCAUGCAAUACUUGCUCUCGGAAAGGAAUAUCGAGCAGGCAAUCCAGUUUGCUCAACAAUUUCGCCUGCGAUUCUCAAACGCACAACUCCGUAAAACCAUAGCUGACUCCUACUUUCGAGAUAGAAAUGCACAAACAUUUGUCCAAAUUAUCGGCACAGCAAGUAUGGAUGGUGAAGACAAUGCUCGAGAGGCCGCAGGUCACAUGGUCUUGGACAUAUUGGAACGUUGCAGGGAGAAGACAGAAUUCAUUUUGCCGAUAUUCAAGGAGCUCUUGAAGCGCGGCAUCGGGCUGUCCAACAGUGGUGGGGAGUUGAUUCGAAUGAGACUGGGGGAUGAGCUGACUUCAGAACUUGCAAACCUUAUUGCUCAGCUUACCUCGGGAGCUCUUUCCCCUAAAGUAGAAAUGUACGCACCAUACAGGAAAAUCAUGCCUCAACAACUGGAGGGCAAGUCGGUAUCUGAACUUGAAGCACUACACGAAGAAGCUGUGAUAAGUGGAAAGCCUACCCGAAGUCUCAAAAAAGCACUCUUGCUUGCAUAUUUCAGAAAGAAAGACUUGGAAAAGGCUCAUGCCAUUCGGCAGGAACUCGCCGCAUAUGAUGAGCUACUCAGACAAACUCUUGGAUGAAAAGGCUAAAAUAUGUAUUGCGCUGGCUAGUUUUUAUGAAAAUGCGUCCGAAAGCGGCGAAAAAUGAGACAAGUUGGGUAUUUGAUCUUACACACUAAAAGACUGGAUUUUUAUUCAAGAGAAAUAUAUUGUAUUUACCAAAGCCAUAUUGAUAAAUUAUUAGCUAAAUAAAAACCAUAUUUGAUUA
Messenger RNA from Folsomia candida, 2433 nucleotides. Its product is annotated as leucine-rich PPR motif-containing protein, mitochondrial. The transcript is spliced from 12 exons. Gene Ontology annotation, molecular function: protein binding. NCBI's taxonomy places the organism in Eukaryota, Metazoa, Arthropoda, Collembola, Entomobryomorpha, Isotomidae. The coding region runs from base 147 to 2246 and encodes 699 amino acids. The record is from RefSeq and is a predicted model, not a curated record.